Chaetomium globosum CBS 148.51 is the source of this 597-nucleotide messenger RNA. RefSeq lists its product as uncharacterized. The coding region runs from base 1 to 597 and encodes 198 amino acids. The transcript has 2 exons. Lineage: Eukaryota; Fungi; Ascomycota; Sordariomycetes; Sordariales; Chaetomiaceae. The record is from RefSeq and is a predicted model, not a curated record.
AUGAUCAUGAAGUACUCGGCGUCCGUCCUCUUUACUGCCGGCCUCGCUGCCGCGCAAACCAGCGUCGUAAACAUCAUGUUUCCGUUUGUCGACCAGCAAGAUAACGGCGCUUCGGUCAUCUCCGCCGGCCCUACCGCCACCAAGUACUUCAUCGCCUGCCCGCCCGGUACAAGCGACGAGGAUUGCGGGCUGGCAGAAGGUGUCGAGGUUCUCUACGGGCCGUCAACCCUGGAGUACACCAUGACACGGCCGAUUGCUCCGGGGCGGUCAUCUCGGAUCAGGAGAUGUCGACCGUGGUUGAGGUCGUCUCGGGCUACAGCUCCUACAUCAUGCCCGUCACCAUCACCGCCGGGCUCGAGAAGCUCUCGGGGGCCACCAACACGGCCGCACCCGGCAGCUCUGCCACCCGACGUCCCCUCGGCUUCCACCCCAACCACCAUGACCACCGCCUCUGUGCCGACCGGCGCCACCGAGGGCAGCGGCGAGGGCGCGGCCGACCCGACCUCCAGCCAGAGCACCGGCGGCAUGCCCCGCGUUACGCAGAACGCUGUUAUCAUGGGUGCGGCUGCGUUGGUUGGGGGUGCCAUCCUGCUUUAG